AGAUCAAUUCAUCAUCAUCAUCAUCUGAACGUUUUCUUUUUCUUAUUCUUUUGUUAUUAUAAUACGAAAUAAAAGAUAAAAAUAUAUUUGUUCCAUUGAUCCGUUCUUUUUCUCUUGAAAAGAGGAUUCUGAUCUUUCAUUGCAUAUACUUCUAUUUCUCCUUCUUUCUUCUUCCUUUUCUUAUCUAUCUGCUUAGAAAAAGACGAAGCAGGCAAGCAAGCAAACAGCAAGCAAAGAGAAAUACCGAGAUACAUCACAACCGACCAUUUGGAAUCUUUGACAAUCAAAUACUCAAAUACCUCCCUUUCAUUCCCCAAAUUUCAACCUUUUACCUUUUCCUCUCUAUCUCUCUCUUGUCCGCAUAACACCGCCUCAAGCUAGUAAGCCAACCACCCAAUAGCUUCCUCACAAUGGCAGCAACGGAAUUAGCACAGCAACAACAAUCUCCUCCAAGUUCACAACCACAUGGUAUGAGCCACACUCCAAUUCCUUUUCCCUUCUUCAACCGAGUAAUUCAUUUUUCACAAUCAUACGUUUAGUCGGUCGUGAAUCAUUAUAUCCUCUCCCUCUUUCCUGAUCUCAUUUCUAAACCGUGAUCAAAUACUAAUCGAUAUGCCAGAUCGUUCAGAUCGAGUCGGAGGACGUCGCAGACCAUUUUCAACAUGGAUGAAGAAAUUCACCAAUUUCAAAAGUGGCUCUUCAACUGCAGAUACCAAUCAAGCCAUUAAUCCGAAACGAAAUCAAAAUGCAAAAUCGAGUUUCAAGAAACCAUCUCCCUCAAAGAAUAACAACCCAUAUCCCGAAUCUGGUCGCAUCAAUGGUAAUGCUACUGCUCCUACUUCUGGUUCUGGCAAUCGACAUUUGUCAUUUUCAACCGGCCCAACCGGAAACUCGCUCAGCACGUCAUCAUUAGAGAGAAGUCGAAGAUCAACUCAAUAUUCCGAAGAUGGACAUCCACCACCAACAAUUGGAAAUAAAUCGGUAGCCCCUACGACCGGCGAGGAGCAUGAUAUUGCACGAUCUGAUAUAGCAGCCUCUCAUGCGCCAUCUUCCGGGGAAGCUACAAAUGCCACGAUUGGAUGCGGGGUCAGUACUCGUAGAGGUGCUGGUAGUACAUUUUCUUCUCCAGCACCAUCUGUUAGAUCCUUAACUACAACUCUUACGACGAUUCAUUCUGCUGGAGCUCCUGGUGUCACUGUUUCGCAUAAUCAUGCCUCGAAUAAUACACAAGGCAUUCAAUUCACGCAUCAAUUUCCCACGUCCCCACCUGCGACAGCCUUACCUGCACAUUUGGCCCCACAGGGUAGUGGUGGACACCCUGCAACGUACAACACAGCAACAGCGAACAAUCUUCUCACAGAUAACGCAUCUAUCUUAACCCUGGCUUCAUCUUCUAAGCGGAGACGUAGAAGAUCCAUGGAUACUGAUGCAUCUGUUCGUGCUUUGGCCCCAUCUUCGGUAUUUGGUGGUAGUCGGGAAAGUCUUCCAUUGAGUGUUUUGAGUGCUACAAUUGAUGGUGCUCCAAUUACAUCUCCAACUGGUCUAUAUCAACCACGUCCUAUUGCCAAUGAAAGAGCUAGCAUUUAUUCUUCGACUGGUGUAGCUCCAGCGUUACCAAGCGAAAGAAAUAGUUAUUACGCCAAUAAACAAUCUUUGGCAAAUGAUGGUGGAAGUGUGAAGAGUGGACUAUUAGGACAUGGUAGGAAUGAUAGUAUCUCUGGGAGUAUUGGUGGUAUUAUUGUUCCCGGAAGCCCUUUGGCUGGUCCACGAGAUCCUACAAGUUCCACGGGAAGGUUAAGUCGAAGCAAUUCAGGUUGGGGAGAAAAUGGUGAACUUGUGGUAAUGGAUAGGAUAGAUGCUUUGGAGCGUGAAGAUACGAAAGACAAAAUUGUGAAAGAAGAAAAGGAAGAAGAGGAUGAAAAGUGAAAUUUUGGAGGGCCGGAGCGCAUAUGACAUGAGGACGAGCAAUGUUUCGGAAUAUGGCGGGCGAAUUUAAGGAAGGGGGGAGAUAAGUUGAAUGGUCAUUAAGGUCAGAUGUGGGUUGGCGUUUGGUUGUGUGUUUCCGGUUUAUGCACCAAAGAUACCCGAUAAUAUUUCAUCGAACUUCUAGCUUCUAAAUUCUUAAAAUAAAGUGUUGUUUUCAGAGCAGUAUUCAUUUUGAUAGUAUAGGAGUUUUAUUUGAUUGUCGUAUAUAAAUGAGUUGAAGAAUAAAUGAUUUUAUAAUGA
This is a messenger RNA of Sclerotinia trifoliorum, 2226 nucleotides long. The record is from the annotation of a GenBank genome assembly. NCBI's taxonomy places the organism in Eukaryota, Fungi, Ascomycota, Leotiomycetes, Helotiales, Sclerotiniaceae.